Molecule: messenger RNA, 1720 nt
Organism: Oryzias latipes (Japanese medaka)
Lineage: Eukaryota; Metazoa; Chordata; Actinopteri; Beloniformes; Adrianichthyidae
Product: MAP kinase-activated protein kinase 2
Biological process (GO): protein phosphorylation
Molecular function (GO): protein kinase activity; ATP binding
Source: RefSeq, a predicted model, not a curated record
GAGGGGUCGGUGAUCCCUCCGUGAAGCGCAGAGUAGUGACGAGGUGCAGAUGGGGGUGCGACGUCCAUCCGUGCGCCUUUAACUUUUUUUCCCCAGCUCUGUUUCUCCUUAGCAGAACUUCUUUGUGCCAACAGAGGAAACUCUCCAAUUCUGCCCUUCUGCUCACUGAGGGGCUCUUACUGGAUAUUCUCGUUGUUUGUCACACUGGGAGGACUGGGUCUAAUAAUUCUCCGAUUCAAAAUGAGAGCGUCGGAUGACAGAGGCGGCUGCUGGUAGAUCAGGUUGUUGUUGUUGUUGUUGUUGUUGUUGUUGUUGUUUUGGUCCGCGAUGCUCGGGGCGCAGGAGGAUGAGGCGCCUGCGGCGCAGAGCGCAGCUCAGCUCGGGACAGCGCUUUGCGGCGGCUCCACCAGCCUGGGGGGCGGUGUGGGCAGCGGCCUCGGCGACCUCCAGCAAUCUGCUUACUGCAAACUGGAGUUCAGGAGACACGCAGUGACAGAGGACUACAAGAUCACAUCACAAGUUCUCGGCCUGGGCAUCAAUGGGAAAGUGCUGGAGUGUUACUGCAAGAAAACGGGGGCAAAGUGUGCACUGAAGAUUCUAUAUGAUACUCCUAAAGCCAGACGAGAAGUUGAUCUGCACUGGCGAGUGUCCGGAGGACCCCACAUUGUACAGAUACUCAGCCUGUAUGAGAACAUGUACCAGGGGAAGAAGUGUUUGCUCAUUGUGAUGGAAUGCAUGGAGGGGGGGGAGCUGUUCAGCCGCAUCCAGGCCAGAGGGGAUCAGGCCUUCACAGAGAGAGAAGUGUCAGAGAUCAUGCAUGACAUUGGCUCAGCUAUUGAAUACCUGCACCGCAUGGACAUCGCUCACAGAGAUGUUAAGCCAGAAAACCUUCUUUACACCACCAGAGAGAGCAAUGCCACUCUGAAGCUGACAGACUUUGGCUUUGCUAAGGAGACCUCACUGCACAAGUCGCUGCAAACCCCCUGCUAUACCCCGUAUUACGUCGCACCAGAAGUGCUUGGACCAGAGAAAUACGACAAGUCAUGUGACAUGUGGUCUCUGGGGGUGAUCACAUACAUCUUACUGUGUGGGUUUCCUCCCUUCUACUCAAAUACAGGCCAGGCCAUCUCCCCAGGCAUGAAGCAGAGGAUCAGGCUGGGCCAGUAUGAGUUUCCUAACCCUGAGUGGGUUGAUGUUUCAGAGGAAGCAAAGCAGCUCAUCAUUCAGUUGCUGAAGACAAAUCCCAGUGAGAGGAUGACUAUUGGACAGUUCAUGAACCACCCCUGGAUCAGUCAAUCUAUGGUGGUCCCAUCAACCCCUCUCCACACCUCGCGGGUUUUGACCGAGGACAAAGAAUUGUGGGACAAUGUCAAGGAUGAAUUGACCAGCGCUUUGGCUACCAUGCGUGUGGACUACGACCAGGUGAAGAUCAAAGACUUGGACACGUCCAACAAUCCUCUGCUGAACAAGCGACGCAAGAAGCCGGUGCCUCCAGAAGCUGCACAGGCAGAAGCAGCUGACCAAGGGUGUACUAAUCACAAAGACGUUGCCGAAAAGGACAGAGAAAAUAUCACUGAACAAAAGUAGAGUAAAAGUAUCUGUAAGUACUCUUUUCUAUGCCAAUAUCAGAUAUUGUACAAUGUAAACGUGACUCUGCACCUAAAAGUUGGGAAUGCCAUUUAUUUUAUUAGUUGACCAAUUAAAACACAUUUUUCCCAUC